Molecule: messenger RNA, 1254 nt
Organism: Sordaria macrospora k-hell
Lineage: Eukaryota; Fungi; Ascomycota; Sordariomycetes; Sordariales; Sordariaceae
Biological process (GO): anaphase-promoting complex-dependent catabolic process; protein K11-linked ubiquitination
Cellular component (GO): anaphase-promoting complex
Source: RefSeq, a predicted model, not a curated record
AUGCCUCCAUCAUCGACAUACAAACCCGCGCCCAAGCAGCGACGAGUGUUGGCCGAGCUCAGUGAGCGACAUCUGAACGCUCCUCUGCCUUUCACCAAGCGCGCACCCAUUACACUGGACCAGGAAAACAUCGAGGAGGUUCACGAAGGCCUAUACAAUGGCAUCUACGACAUCGACGAGAUUUUUGCGGUCACUAACGGUACUUGGCUUGGCUCUUCAGCUCAGAUAGCGCAGGCUCAGCGCUCACCAGAGGAGCAAUCGGACGAGGAGGACUUCCCUAGUCCUGUGGGUGACGGUCCGGCGAGUGACAUCGAGCUCCAAGACGAUGAUCAUGGCCAUGACAAUGACAAUGGUCUGGAGGGCGAGGCCUUCGAGGGCAUGCCGGGGCUUGAGGAAGACCACAAUGUCGACAACCACGCACAAGACCCAGACGGCGACGAGUUUGCGUACGAUGAGCACGGGGACCGCAUUGAACCUGACGAAGACCUCGAGGAAACCGAGCAACUCCAACACUCCAUGUUCGAUCCCUCCGCCAUCGGCCUUCGCGAGAUCAACAAUCUCGCCCACUUCGGCGUCUCCAGCCACAAACCCGGGAACGGCGUCGAGGAGCUUCUAGCCGAAGACCUCGACAAGUACUGGCAAUCCGACGGUCAACAACCGCACCUCUUAACCAUCCACUUCCUCCGCCGCGUCGAGAUCCGGGCCAUCCGCUUUUACGUUGACUAUAAUCAAGACGAAAGCUAUACACCCACGAACAUCGUAUGGCACGCCGGCACCGGCCACCACGACCUGAUCGAGUUCGCCGACGUCAAGCUCACCAACCCCGUCGGCUGGCAAGAUGUGCCCAUCGCCAACUGUGGCGGUGCCCCCGACGGCCACUCGCUCUGCUGCUGGAUUGUGCAGGCACACAUCAAGGAGAACCACCAGAAUGGAAAAGAUACCCACAUCCGCGGCAUCAAGAUCUUCGCUAUCGACGAGAACACGGUCGGCGGGGCGGUGGCUGCUGGUGGAGACGCGAUUCAUGAGAUGGGUGUUAGGAUUGAUGAGGCGGCGGAGAGGAUGCAGGUGGAGGGUUUAGUGGGCAAUGGGGCGGAGGAACAAGACGAUUACGACGAGGCCAGUUUGCUGGAGUUGUUGGCGCAUAUUGAUCGCGAGGCGGGGUCGGCUGAGGCUGGGUCGAGGAGCAGGUAUCGACCUGGUGAAGGGGGAUUUUCGGACUUUCCUGAUUUUAUGCGGGAUCCGGUUAUUCGCUAG